AAAAAUUAAAAAAUACUUUCCAAAAGUCUACUAAUAAUUUUUUUUGAAAAACAUGGUCAAUAUUGAUGAUGGGCAUCGAAGACCAAUGUCUAUUGGUCGUUAGUUAUAAAUUUUCAUUUUAUUUAUUUAUGGAUUUAUUAAUAAUAUAAUUUUAAGGUCACAGUGAGACUUCAAGUCGGUGUCCAAGUACAUUUAUGUUUUGUUUUUUAUUUUUUGUUUCAAAAAUUUUUCUUCCUCCCAUGAGUUUGCAGUUGUACGUAGGUUCACCAAGUCAAUUGUCAGCCCAGAUACCGUAACACUAGUAUCUAAAACUUUGGGAAAACUAUUUCAAUUAUCAUUGUUCACUGAGCAAUACCCAGUCGCAUAUUUGGAACAUGGCUGAGUAUCUGGUUAGCUCAAUCCUAGAGCAGCUAGGUUCCAUCACUCGUGGAUGGUUAGAAGAAAAGGUGAAGCUGAUAAAGGGUGUUGAAGAAACAGUUGAAAAGCUCCAAAGCAAUCUUCAAGGAAUUAGGGCUGUGCUUGAGGAUGCGGAGAAGAAACAACUAAACGAUGCCAGUGUGAGGGAUUGGUUAGAGAAGCUCAAGGAAGUAUCCUUCGAUAUGGAUGACGUGUUAGACGAGUGGGUUGCCUCUAUUCUCAAAUCAGAGAUUGAUCCAGCGGAACGUGGUAAAAAUGAUGACGUUCUCUAUUCAAAGAACGAGGUUUGCUUUUCUAUGCCUUCUUGUUUUUGUUUUCCUCGGAUUAAGCGGUUGAGUCUGCGCCAUAACAUUGCCGUCAAAAUUAAAGAACUGAAUGACAGACUAGAUCUAAUCGCAAAUGAGAAGGAUAGAUACUCUUUUAACUCAGUAGAUGCCAGUAGUUUUAUUGCACAAACUGGGCGGCCACAAAGUACCUCCUUUGUUGCUGUAUCUGAAAUACAUGGCAGAGAAAAGGAUAAGAGCAUGUUAAAAAGCAUGUUGCUUAGCUACAGUUGUGAUGGAAGUGGAGGGCUUGAUAUCAUUCCCAUUGUAGGGAUGGGGGGUUUGGGUAAAACUACUCUCGCCCAAAUAGUAUAUAACGAUGACCAGAUCGUGGCUCACUUCGAUAAGAGAGUUUGGGUAUGUGUCUCCGAACCUUUUGUCGAGAUCAAAAUUGCUAAAGCAAUCCUUGAAGGUUUAGAUUCUAAAGAUGAAGUCUCAACUCAAUUGGAAACUUGUUUACAACGUGUUCGUCGAGAUAUUGAGGGAAAGAAAUUCCUUCUUGUCUUGGAUGAUGUAUGGACAGAGGAUGACCAAAAGUGGGAACAAUUGAAGCAGCCUCUUAAAUAUGGUGCUGCAGGAAGUAAAAUUGUUGUCACUACACGGAAAAAAGAAGUUGGAAUUAUGAUGGGAGCAUCAACUCGCAAUGGCAAGGUCGUUUAUCUUGAAGGGUUGCCUGAAGAUGACUGUUGGUUGAUAUUUAAGCAGCUGGCCUUUUUUGAGAACGAGGAAGAUCAAGAGCAUUUAGAGGAAAUCGGUAGAAAGGUCGUAAGGAAAUGCAAAGGCAUGCCUCUUGUUGCAAAGAUUUUAGGAAACCUCAUGCGCUUUAAGAAAUCCAUAAGCCAAUGGGAAGAUAUUCUGCACAGUGAAAUAUGGCAACUCAGAGACACCAAUACCAAAGUAUUCGCACCCUUCUUGUUGAGUUAUUAUGAUUUGUCUCCUUUAGAGAGACGUUGUUUCUCAUAUUGUUCCAUAUUUCCAAAAGGUUAUCCGAUAAACAACAUCGACUUGAUCCAAAUGUGGGUGUCUCAGGGUUUUUUAGGUUGCAGCACAUUCCCAGAAAAAGAAGGUGAGAAUUGUUUCCAAAAGUUGGCAAUGCGGUUUUUCUUUCAAGAGCUGAAGCAAGAGUAUGACGGAAGUAUAAGCUGCAAGAUGCACGAUAUAGUUCAUGACUUUGCCCAGUUUCUUACCAAAACCGAAUGUUUUAGCUUGGUGGUUGAGGGUGUUGAAGAGAAAAGGUUUGGAGAGGAUGGCAAGGCCCGUCAUCUCACCUUUGUAUUGCCUUCAGAGGCCACAUUUCCUACCUCAUCACUGCACAAUGAAAAGAAUCUGCGUUCGCUUUUCAUCUCUGGUGGGGAUACAAGUACUGAAAAUACCUCAAGUGCUCUUGGUUCAUUCUUACGACUCACAAGUCUCCGGACAUUAUAUUUAAGCCGAUUAGAGAUUAUAGAGUCGGAUAUUGGGAAGAUGAUGCAUUUGAGAUAUCUCAAUUUGACUACCAAUUAUUACUUGCCAGAGUUACCUGAAAGUCUCUGCGAUUUGUGUAAUUUGCAAACAUUAAGAGUCAACACCCCUACUCUUAGAAGACUGCCUGAAGGGAUAGGGAAACUAAUUAAUCUCAGACGUUUUAAUGUUGAGGAAUGUGAUUUACUUGAAGGGUUCCCGAAAGGAUUUGGAAAACUAGCUAGUCUUUUUGCAUUGGACUGUUUGGUUGUGCCCGAGGAAAACAAAAGCGCAUAUUUCAACAUGGAAGAUCUGGAGAAGCUAAGAAACCUUGUACUUCAAGGGUCUCUUUGUAUCAACAGGUGUCGAAACUUAGAAAUCGAGGAUGAGGUGAAAAAGCUAAAACUCAUGAACAGGAAGUACAUUGGCAUUUUAAAGCUACGUUUUGGACGGAUUAAGGAGCCACAGACAAUCGAAAGUGAUGUUCACAUGCUGGAAGCUUUAAAACCAAAUUCAAACCUGAAAUCUUUAGAGAUUUGCGAUUUCAUGGGAACCACAUUAUCACCCACAUGGAUUACAUCGUUAACUAAUCUUAGAAGUCUUUCCCUGGAGUGUUGCUCUAGCUGUGAGACAUUAGAAAUUCCGUUGGGGAAAUUGCCACUUCUUGAGUCAGUCCGUAUAAAAUAUAUGGGAAAUGUGACGAAGGCUGACUUUGUGGGAAUGUCUAAUACAGAUGCAGAUACAGAUGAAGAUAGCAGCAUGGCUAAGAACAAUACUUUAUUCCCAAAAUUGCAGCAAUUUCUUUUAUAUCGGAUGAAUCGAUUGCGAGAAUGGAUAGGCAGUGGUGCAGCAGCAGCAGCUACUACUAGAAAUAGAAAUUUAACAAUCAUGCCAUGCCUCCAUUCCUUAGAAAUUGUAGGUUGCCAUCUACUUCAAGAACUGCCAGACUUCAUUCAGAGAAUACCUCUGCAGAAGCUGACCAUCAGGGAGUGUCGAUUUCUCUCAAAUGCUUGCCAAAUUUGGGGAAGUCAGUGGUUCAAGAUUUCUCACAUACCAAACAUUCAAAUUGAUUCCAAGGUUGUGAAGAAGCAAACCAAACAUUCUGCCGAUUCAGAGAAAACGUUUUUCUUCAACCGUGGAGAAAUUGUGCCCGAAGAUGAGCUUGUCUAAUGAAAAACAUGCUGAUAAAGUUUUCAACACUCGUUUCUAUGAACUUGAAAGGUCAAAGAGAAGGAUGUUCUGGAAAAAGUUGCUUUUGCCUAGUGAUGGCGUUUCCACCCAAAAUAAAGAGCAUGAAGAGCAAUGAUUCUUCUAGCUCUUCUAUAUCGUUUCUUUAUCCUUACUGUAUGCUCUUCUAAUUUCAUCUCAUCCUUUAAAAGUGUCUAAUGAUUAUUAGUUUACCCUUCUUCUUUUCGAUAGAACAUAUUUACAAACUUUAGAUAGCUUCUUAUUUGCAUGCCUAAUUGACAAUUAAGUUACGAAGGUCAAUCACGAUUGCUUUUGGUAGGUAUAUUCAUAUGAUAAUGAAAACAUUAAGUAUGAGUUUUGUUUUAUCAAGAUUAGGCGAAGCAUUAUACUU
This is a messenger RNA of Ziziphus jujuba (common jujube), 3759 nucleotides long. Its product is annotated as putative disease resistance protein RGA3. The record is from RefSeq and is a predicted model, not a curated record. Lineage: Eukaryota; Viridiplantae; Streptophyta; Magnoliopsida; Rosales; Rhamnaceae. Gene Ontology annotation, biological process: defense response to other organism. The transcript has 2 exons. Gene Ontology annotation, molecular function: ADP binding. Bases 375 to 3350 code for a protein of 991 amino acids.